Molecule: messenger RNA, 2615 nt
Organism: Bombyx mandarina (wild silkworm)
Lineage: Eukaryota; Metazoa; Arthropoda; Insecta; Lepidoptera; Bombycidae
Gene: Atx-1
Product: Ataxin 1
Biological process (GO): regulation of DNA-templated transcription
Molecular function (GO): protein binding; RNA binding
Source: RefSeq, a predicted model, not a curated record
GGUUUCCUCGUCCCCGCGCCUCACGGCCACUCACUACGCACGGGGCUCCGCGUAGUGCCACUGCCAGUCGCGCUGCGACCUGCGCCGACGUCGCACAUCGUUCGCAUAUUUCUGAUCGUCACAUCGACCCGUCAUAUCAUUCAUGCAGAUCUCUGCCCGUUGAUUUACCUGCUGUGACCGCAGCGAGAAGACGCGCGACCCGCGAGUGACAAACAAAAGCGGCCGUCGCAUCCGUGCACUUUUCCUUCGGUAUUUGAACGCACGGAACCAGUUAAGAGUGAACGAUAGACUUUUCCUCGGAUGAGACCUCCGGCUUACCGCCGUUUUAGUGAUCCACGGCCUGCGAUGCUGCGCCCGUGACCGUCUCAAGACAAUACCACGAAACGUCAUCAGAUGAUUUCGGCGAGCUUGCCCGGCGAGGCGCUCGCCCAGCUGCAGCUCGGGCAGCUGAGCCAUCAACUGUACCCUCCGCCGUCGGGCGGCAUGACUCCAGAGUUCCUGGCGCCUCCUCCGCGCCCGUACGCGCGCUACCCCACGCGCCGCCCCGCACCCCGGGAGCCCAUGCCCGCACCCCCGCCGCCCAGCGCGCCAUUCCCAACCGUACCGGCAUACACACCCUUUCUACCGCACCAUGCUUCCUAUGCGUAUUUGUACCGAUCGAGGGCCCAGCAGUCUCCGAACUACCAACACCGUCCGUAUUCAUCCGGUUUCGUGCCUCCAUCGCCCGCGCCGGCACCGCAGUCACCGCCGGUUUCUGCGCCCGCCCCCGCACCACCUCCGCGAGAGGAAUCACCCAGAUCUCCAGAGCGCGCCGUUCCCGCUCCAUAUUUCUGUCGAGGUGCGCUGAUUCGACUUGAGGAUGGUUCGCUGAGGCGUGUCGAGGAGAUGCGCACGGAAGACUUUGUUAUGAGUGCAGAUCGUAUUGGUGAACUGGCACUCACACAGUGUACCGUCCUGAGGCUAGACGAGCGGGGUGACAAACUAGCACUUACGCUUACAUACGGCAGGAAUCGCUCUCAGGUGGAGUUAGAGUCGACCGUGGAACAUCCGUUCUUCGUGUACGGUCGGGGAUGGGCGUCAUAUAAACCUGAGCGUACGUUGGCACAAUACGGCCUGCGUGUACAUCGGCUUCAGAUAGGCGAUGUGUUCGUGUCAUUGGCCCCGAGAAAACAUGCGUCACCCGCGCCUCCCGCCCCCAGCUCUAUGCCACCGUCGGCACCUCCACAGACACAUCCAGAGAACCUUAGUGUCAAAGAGGAUGCCCGUAAAAGACGCUGGUCAGCCUCCGAUGUAUGCGAAGAAGACCAUCCACCCCUCAAAAAACGUUGAGUCAACGGGCCAUACGUCAAAUGUCCGAAACGUGUGGACUAUAAUUAAAUGUGUUGUGAUCGCCUUCGUUGCAGUUUCCAGCUGUUUUCCGACUGUUUUCAUUACAUCAACUGAAUUCUUGUGGACGGUACGUCACUAGUAAUUCAGUUGGUGAUCAAGCCGUAGCGGACUGCAGGUGUUCCGGCCCCAGUGAGUCGGGUUGCGUAAAUUGUGACCAUCGUUCUUGUUCAUUAUAAUUUGCGCAGUUUCUGCAGCGAUCGGCCGACCACUAUGGUACGCUUAUUCUAUUCGGGAAUUCUAGGUGCUUUUUACUGUCGGGUGCUUCUGUACGCGUUUGUGUACGACGUUGUAAAUAUGUAAGUAACUUAGGUCAAACUUAAAUGUUACACUCCAUGACUAAUUAAUUCACUGUCACAAAAGUACCGUUGGUUAUCUGCGUGUGAUUUGAUUGAAAACCUCUAUUAUUCUGCAUUACUAAAUUGAAAAAGGAUGGUUUUCGUGAAAAAGGUUAUAAUAAAGAUUCAAGUCUCAACUGUGUAUGAAUUAAGUCGGAUUUUUUUAAUGAGCACAAAAACAAUAAAAAAUAGGUUUCGAAACUUAAAUUAGGGUAGAAAUUGUGAUAACCAAUGAGAUUUCAAGAGGGCAGAGCGAACGUCUGUGUGCAUGACAUACAUGGCGUCGCAUUUUUAAGACAUAAAGGUACAAUGAAUGUUAGGUCGUAUGUUUUAGCAGUUUAGGGCUGACGUGUGCUUAUCUCCGAUUUGCGAUUUCCGUGUUUAGUUUUUCCAAGCAGUCAUGUCAAGGCUCCGUUUUUCUCCGAAGGUUGUGACUGCAAACAUAUCUGUGGUGAUUUCAUAGCGCGCCUAUAAUUUCUCUCACGCGUUAGAAUAGUGUGUAUCAGACUCUUUCCAUUGUAAUUCAUUAAACGAAGGUUGCAGAUUCUCUUGACAAAUAAUUGAAACGUAUUUUAUAAAUGUUGAUAUAAUGAUAGGUACAUAAUAUGUAUAUUGUAAAAAUUUGAUAUGUAUAGUGAUCAUGGUUAUUUAGAUGUCAUCUUUAUUGCUUUUGACGUCCAUGUGUGAUACACAUAAAACUUUUCUAUGAGAAGAUGUAUACAUAAUAAACACACAGUCUGUGAUAUUUUGUAGUUAUUGGUCGGAGUGGGUAUGAAGUAUUGCUUGAUUAAAAGGAAUAUAUGUUUUUAGGAAUAUAAGAACGUUAUUGGUAAGAAAUUGUAUAGUUGUUGUAUACUCAAACAAAAUGAAUACGCUAAAAAAAUAGUAAAA